ACUCCCAUUCCAGAGGCUGUGCCUCCACCAGGAGCCAGGCAAAUUGUCCUGGCGUGGGUAGAGCCCAGAGAAGCCGAGCUUGCGACGCGCGUUCUGUAAGAGUGACUGGUGCAGGCUCGUUGGAGUGGCAGACCUGCCGAAACUCAGCCUGCUGGGAGAGCCUCUCCUCCUCCGCCUGCUUCUGCCAUGUAGUGUUCAGACAGCCCCGUUCUCCAUGAGCUGUGACCCCACUGGCUUUCUCCAGCCGACACACACUCCCUGAGCCGGGUCUGCCACCUUGGUGGUUGCUUGUCCAUUUCGGGUGUUCUUCAUCUCCAUGGAGCCACCACCGUAACCAUGGUGACGCGGGUCGAGGUCGGCUCCCUAACUUCUCUGACAGGAGUGCCAGGCCUCGGUGAGAUCACCAAGGAGGAGACCCUAAAACGUACCUAUUUCCUCCAAACCAGCGACACCUCUGGGGCUUCCUCAGGGCCACUCUUGGAAGGAAAAAGCCUCUUCAGGAGCCCAGCCUGCUUACUCCCUCUGCCAAGACUCGCCCCAAAACCCUUCUCCAGGGAGAAGGACUUGGGCCUGAAAUCCCCUGUUGCAUCCUCGGGGCCUGGCCAGCUCAGGCCAUCUUCUUCCUGUGGGUUCUCUGAGGAUAAGGUGACCAAGUCUCUGGGUGAGAAGAUGCCCAUCUUGGUGGAACAGGAGUCAGGGAGUGGGGAGGGCCUGAGAAGAAGCUCAUCACUCUUCAACAAGGCUGAGUUUCAGAGGCCCAGUCCAAACACCAUGAUUGUUUUUGAAACCACCAAGGUUGGCCUCACUUUGGGGAAGGGGACUCGGGAGGCCAGUGUAGGCAAGUCUAAGGAGCCCCCCUCAGGCUCCCGGCCUGAGGUGGCUGCCAAGCCCGCCCUGCCUGCCCGAAAGCCGGGAGGGAUCCUCCCCCGACCAGCUUCUCUAUCUCAGGACAUAAGGCCAGCUGCUACCCAGGAGGAGAUAGGCUCAAAAGAGGCUCUCUCAAAGUCCAGCAGUAUGGAGGACACAGGGGGCCCUGCUCUGGAACCCAAGCCUCACCUGAAGAUAAGGCCCAGGUCGGCCAUUUUCACCGAAUCCAUUCAGCCUCAGAAGUCAGGCUCAGGAGGAACAGCCACAGUAGGGAAAAUACCCCCUACUCCUCCUGAGAAGACCUGGGUGAGGAAGCCCAGGCCUCUGUCUAUGGAUAUUACGGCCCGGUUUGAGAACAGAGGGGAGGCCUUGCUGAAAAAGGGAGCUCAUGAAGCCACAGUGAUUUCCACUGCCCACCAUCGGAGGUUGGAGAGGUCUGACCCGGAGCUCAAAGUGGACAGGGAGUGUUUUGUCAAAGCAGAGGCUACCCUUCAGGACCUGGAUUCAGGCCUCCUGGAGGUGGCCAAGAAGAACCGAGAACCAAACGAGAAGAUGCUUUUUAAGCAGGCAGAGAUGGGCAGCCUCAGAACUGCCGGGGACUCAGCUUGGGUCACCCCCACAGAGGACCAGAAUCUUGGGAAAGAGAAAGCCAAACUGGACAAGGACCUGGAGAAGGUACCCAAGUUCCCCUCAUCCAGGCCAGAAAAGGGGCAAGAAUUCACUGAAGUCAAGAGCAGAGCGACCGACAGGGAGAUCCUGGCUGGGAGAGAGCAGACCUCCCAGAGCAGCAUUAGGAAGCACAUCAGCCAGCAUGAGGAGGAGCGUGGGGUGGUCUUGGCAGUGGUGUCUGAACCUCCACCGGCCACUCCUGAGUCCCCAUGGGCCAAGCCAGAGGCAGAGAAAGCAGGUAUGAGUGUCCAGGAGCGGAUCAAGGGCUGGACUGCUGAGAGCUCCGAGGCAAGGCCAGUGACCAGGAGGAAGACAUUCCGGGAACGCCCACAGUCGGCAGACGUGACCAAACUGUUUUCAAGUUCAGCAUCCAGCCAUGAAGUCAAAUAUGAGAAGUGUCCUGAGCUCAGUGGUGAACCCAGAGAAAAGCAAAAGGAAGGGCAUGGAUUAGAUGGAGCCCCCUCCCCAGCACGACCCUGGAAGCCUGUGCCGCUCCGGGAGAAGCCCAGGCAGACGGAGUGGAAAGACAGUUGUACCCGUGUCAGGGGUAACAGUGGGGAUGACAGCGCCAUGGGUGCCCCAAAUCCUUAUGACAUCACUGCAGGGGACAAUGGAGGCUUCAAGACCGUGCGGGCCACCAUGUUUGAGCAUCUCGUGGAGAGACACACUGUGACCACCCCUCCAGGCAACGUGGCUGCUGCCCGCCUGUCCGAGGCCAGACCCAGGCCCGAGUGGGGCUCCUGGCUGGGGAAGGAUGCACCAGAAAAGACAGACUUCAAGAGAGAAAGCUCCAGGGGAUUUGAAAAUCCUGACCCUGAAAAAUGGGCACGGACGAUGCUGUCGAAUGGUGAGCCCAAACAGUAUCACACGCCCCUCGGGGAGAAGUACCCUUCGGGUGAAAGAUACAGUCACAGCCAGUUCCUCAAGCGCUCGGAGAACCCAGCACCCUCCCAGAGGGUCGAGCCCAAGUUUGACACCCUGCAGGCGGUGGGUGAGGGCACGCUCAGCAGCGAGGCCACUUCGGCGCUGGAUGCAAAGGCCCCGGCAGCCGGGAGCUGCAGGUCCCGGCCCUCGCUGAAGGGGAAGCAGCUGUCCCUGGACAGCAUUGCCAUUGACCCAGAGUGCAGGCUGGAGGGGCCCGUGCAGAGGGCCAGUUCCUUGUGGGAAGCUCAAGGGACACAUGAAGUCAGCCCAAAGCCUGACUUCCGAGAGCCGAAGGACACGUUUGGGAGCAGCUGUCAGUCCUCCAAAUGGACAGGUGGGCUGACUGUGAACUGGCAUAAAGCCCCCAUGGUGAUCAGUGAAGAGAAAGGCAGGGGGCAGAGCCCCGAGGUGGCCAGGGAGCCCUCAGGGAAGCCCUGCAGCAGGGAGGCCAUCUUGGCGAAGGCUGUCCAGGCUACCACCAGGGAGGCUCCACAAGAAGCUCACCAAGGGGUCGUUGGAGCAGGCGAAAGGGGUGGCCCCCCAGGAUACCCUCUGGAUCCUCCUUCCAGGCCUAAGGAUGUGGCCUCUGACUUCCGAGCACGGCCACAUCCAGACAUGCGGGGGCAGACAUCGGCCCUGGCUGUGGCUGCCUGCAAGGGUGAAGACAGGCCGGCCCCAGUACCCCUGCCAGAGACCAGGAUGCGCAAGGCCAACUCCUCAGACCAGAGAAUGGAUAGGUGGCGGCGGCGGACUUUACCCCACGAUGUGAAGUUUGAUGAGUUUAACAUCCUGGAGGCACAACACUCUCCGAAGGUGGAGAAGAGAGGAAUAGAUUAUUUGAUGCAUUCCGACACUGGCGCCUUAAGAAAACCUCAACUGUCCCACAAUGGGGUUCCGACCCAGGAGGGGAGCCCAGGUGUUUUACAAGACCCGACUCUUCCGACUGUGAAGCCAGGGUCUUCUGUGGAACCCAAGGCAACAUUUUUUGCUGUGACAUAUCAGAUUCCAGAUACUCAAAAAUCAAAGAGCAUUGUUAAGCCAGGGCCCCAAAACGUAACAGAACCUCCUAGAAACAUAGCCCCACCUCCAUCUCCUCAUUCUUUGACAUCUCCCUUGGUGUCUCUUAACCAUGAAGAGCCACUAGAGAUCAGGGGCAGUAAAAACUGGGCUAAGGACAGACAGCAUGAAAACGGAAGCUUCUCAAAAACUCAAAAGCCAAAACACCAUCGAUUGUCUCUAGGGGACAAGAUUCUGGAUCCUUCUAGUGAAAAAAUCAGUGCUGAUGCCUUAUGGCGUCCCCGGGGACAGGAAGAUGGUGCUGGUUUUCAGAACUAUUGGAAGGACAGUGGGAGCAAGAUGUCCCCCAACAAUACUCCCCAAAUGACUCCAGCUUUCAAAAGUCGUCAGAGAUCCAGCGAUCUUGUCAGGAGGAGGACUGAGGUGGUGAGUGAGACAUUCCCAAGCAAAAACAAACAUGGCUUCAGGUCCAGUGUCCUGGACCUGGAUGCCCUGAUGGAGGAGUACAGGAAGCAGCCCACGAGAGACCCCGAGGAGGCUCAGGAGGGGCCAGCCACAGACCCUCGCCAUUCUUGUCCAGACAGGCAGGGCCAGCAAGGCGGAAUGGAGCAGCCAAGGAGGAACCUGAGGGAGGUCUCGGAGGCUGAGGGUCACAGGAAACAAGACAGUUUUGCUGAAACAAACCAAGGUUCUUCUCCAACUCAGACAUGCUCCCUGCGGACCACCAUGAACACCAAAUGCAACGCUCCCCUGUGGUCUCUGCCACCCUCAGCUUCUUCUGAAAAAUAUCCAGUGGCCUCUUCUGGCUCCGAGGGGCCCAGGAAAAAAGUCUUAGGAGUUGCUGAGGAUGAACAAGAGGCCUUUGCUAGUAAACACGGUGGUGGGAAGUGUCUGAAUUACCCAGCUGAGUCACAGCCCCCUGCCCGGGAAGAUCCAGGCAGUGGGACCAGUAUUUCACUCAUGUCCUCCCCCACUGACCAGAAGAAAGGCACCCCAAGGAAACGCAUCGGGAAGGAAGAGGAAGGAAGUGUAGCUCAUUGGAGUGACCACCCACAUGGCCAUGGAAGGUCCCUGCUGGAUGUCAAGAGGACUUACUCAGACAAGGGAGCCCCUUCCAAAAUCCGAGAACAACUGUCCAUCCUACAGGAAGCCAGAGAGAGGAGGCGAGAGCAACCCAAAGGGAGGCACAGCCUCUCCAUGGAGAGUUCAAGGGAUAAAGAGAUCAAAAUUGAACACUGUCCGAGAGCGUCUGGGAUUCAAGAUAGUCAAAAGGUGCUGCCACAGGGCCUGGAGAAGGAGGACACCCUCCAGCACAGCGAGCAGCCACUCAAGCAGGUGUCCACUGGGACCUUGGCCCCUCAGAGAAGCCACAGCUUCUCCAAGGACAAGAGGAACGGACUCUUGGUGGACCAGCUGAAGCAGUGUUUCUCCAGGCGGUCCCCCGAAGCCAAGGACACUGACACCCUCGUGCAGGAAGCCAACAGCCAGUAUGGGACGUGGACGGACCAGCACCCGAGCGGGGAGAGCUUGGCCCCUGAGUCCCCUUCCCCAGACAGCAGUGCUGCUUCAGUGCGAAAACAGCCCCCCAGCAGCCGCCUGUCUUCGCUGUCCUCCCAAACGGAGCCCACCUCGGUGGGGGACCCACACGACUGCUUGAGGGACCAGCGGAGCACCAGUGUGGACCGCUCCAGCACUGACCUGGAGUCCACUGAUGGGACAGACGGUCUGCCCCCGCCGGAUGCCGGCUCUGCAGCGAGGGUAGACGACUUCUCCUUCAUCGACCAAACCUCAGUGCUCGACUCAAGUGUCCUGAAAACCCGGGUGCAGCUCAGCAAGAGAAACCGCCGUCGGGCUCCCAUUGCCCUUCGGCGCAGUCGAGUCAUCGAGUCGGACAGCAGGUCUCCCUUGGAGGAGGAGGCGGACAGCAUGUGGAUGUUCAAGGACUCGACUGAAGAGAAAUCCCCCAGGAGGGACGAGUCCGAUGAGGACGAGAAGCCACCCAGAGCCGAGAGGACACCUGGCAGCCACCCGCAGAGAUUGCCCAUGUUUCCAGGCGUGGACCCGGCCGUGCUAAAGGCUCAGCUGCACAAGAGGCCAGAGGUGGAAAAUCCCGGCGAAACCCCCGGCUGGGCCCCCCAACCCAAAACCCCCAAGUCCCCCUUCCAGCCUGGGGUGCUGGGCAGUCGGGUACUGCCCUCCAGCAUGGAGAAGGAUGAGAGAUCAGAAGAGCCCUCCCCGCAGUGGCUAAAGGAGCUGAAAUCCAAGAAGAGGCAAAGCCUGUAUGAGAAUCAAGCUUGAGCAGAUGGGGACACUGCCACGUCUACUUAACAGAAGCCUUAACUGUCAGAAUCCGAAGACAAGGCCACGCUGCUGCGCUGCCUCCCCCGCCCCUGGUUACCUGGCUGGGCCCUCCGGUCGAUCCCUGAGAACGCCUGCUGGCGCUCUUGCCCUUCUUCUGGCUGUCCCUGAUCCGGGCAGCUGCACCAUCCCCUGCAAACACUGGCUCAUCUCCCCAGAAGCUCUUCAGGCGGAGAAAGAUGUCAAGUUGCCCAGCACUGUCCAUGGGGGUGGUUUAUUUUUAAUGUAAAAAUGUGCGAUUCCAUCCGCCUUGGACAUUGGCAGUGGCUCCAGAAGCACCAGGGGAGGCUGGACCGUCUCCCUGGGUUCUGUAAGACAUCUGAAUUGUGGGAGCGCCUCUCCCCUCACCUCAGGCUGGGGUCUUUUUUGAAAGGACAUUUCGAAGAAAGAAGAAGCUAUUUGUUUCCUGCUGUCAUUUUGGUCCCAGUCAGUAGCACCAGGUGCGGGGGGGCUUGAUUACUUCUCAGCAUGUUUUUUGUCCCUCUUGAACAAUCAGCAGUUGUGAUUUUCAAACAUACCACCCUCCUUCCAAGUGUGUCUGUCCUUCCAGUGCGGCCGUGUGUAUAGAUGACCUAUGUUGCUGUAUGUCAAUUUUGUUUGCUUGAGAAGGCGAUAUAGCAAUAAUCCAGCCAAUUUUCUUUGAGAUUUGGUAUGUAUAUAUGUUUUUACGUUGAAGAGUAGGAGGAGAGAUGUGUGAAUAGUUUGAAGAAUCCAAUCAUCUCAGGUUAUCUUGUCCCUACCCAAGCCUUUUAAAAAUUUGGAUUACCUGCCUUGUAUAUAUUUUCCUGGUUUCUUUUCAUUUGAGCGCUGAUUUCUCGGGGGGGGGGUGACCUUUGUCCCUUGGUCUCAAGGGUUCAUAAACUGCAGCCCAAAUGGCAGUGCCUUUCCCACCCAAACAGCAGACUGGCCCUCAGAUCCUUUCUCCAGAGUCUUUUUUUUUUGAUCAUGACUUGAGUUGCUGGCAUGGAGGAACUAGUCCGGAUUAGCUUCAGAAUCAACACAUGGAUGAGAGUUCUUUUCGUUCUCACCUCUUCAUUGUACCCAACCCCAACUCCACCUGAUCAGGUGCUUUCUUUAUGUCUAAAUGCAGGAAGCAAGGAGCUUGCUGAGCGCUCUUCUAAGGACAGGAGCCACCUGGGCUGGGGACUCUAGACAGAGGUGUUGGAUGUGAGGCCACCAAGUGUCUAGACCUGCCUUAUCUCUUUUUCUUGCUGACUCUAAGCUCAUGCCUAGGAAUCCCCAAGACCCUUGCAAACUGUAGACAUUCUCCUCUGUCCUUUGAUUUGGAAGCCCUCAGUACCAGCCUCCUCUACCCCUGAAGUCCAAGGCGCCAGGAAGGCACCACCACCCACCCCUCCUGGAGUUACUGUAAACUUUGUGCCAACCGUCCUGGGAGACGCCCAUCAGUGAGGAAGAUACCUGGGUAGUUUGUAUGGCAGCCGUGAUUGUAGGGGGUUCUGGGGCUGAGUAUCCUCGUGGUUCAGUGCAAGGAUAUCACUGGCAUGUACCUCUGCACCCCACCCCUGACUUCCCAAGAGGUGAAAAUCUUGAUAAGUCCAUUCUGUAAAUGGUGUCAAAAAAUACCUCUCUUCUCCUUGGCUGUCUCUCAGAGUCUCCAUUUGUUGCUCUAUCUCUUCUUCCUCCCUUAUCCUGUACUGCUUCCUUCUCUAGGUUGGAGUGGGAAUGGAGAGCGAUCUUGUUUCUCCAGGUUAAGACAACUGAGAGCUCUGUGGUUCAGAUCACGGAUAGACCCAGAAAGACCCUCCCUGACUCUCUACCGGCCCUGCUGGCCAAGCUUUGGCUACCGUGAGCAGUAGAGUUGUUUGACCCUGUCACCUACCCAUAUUUUUUAAUCUGGAAGCCACAUGCAUCUGUAUCUAGAGGUUUGGUCCUAUUGAUAAUAGUUUGAUUCUCUUUAUUUUGCAUUUCAAUCAGUUCUCUGUGGCCAUUUGGGUAGGAUUUAAUUCCUCCAGAAACUGUUGCUUCAGUUGAUUUUUCCUUUUUUUUAAAAUCCACGCCACAAUUUAUAACACUACUUUGGACUUUCCAGGCCUUUGAAGGACCCUUAUAGUGUUUGCACCCUGACCUCUCAUGGCUGCUGUCUUUUUUCCCUUCGAGUGGGGCGGGCUCUUUGGCAGCAGGAAUUGAUCUGCUCUGUUCAGUGUGAUUAUCCGCACCCAUUACACAGCAUUCUCCAUUCUGAGCGAGUCAUGCUUUAGCCCAAGAAUACCUGACAGAGAAAUAUCUUAAAAAUGCGGUUGAUCUGGAGAUCUUUAGCCUAACCUCCCACACCUUGAUUAGACAAAAUAAAAAUCCCUUAAUUCCUUUGGUGAUUAGGUCACAGAAAAUCCACCUCUUCCCCCUCCCUUGAAACUGACUAGAGCAAGACCUGAAGAGCCUCAACUCCAUUUAUUUUUUUUAUAGCUUCAUCUUUCCACCAUGGGGUAGACAGUCACAAGGGUCAAGAGCAACCCACUUAAUGAAGGCUCCCCACGACCCUGGAUCUCGCUAUGAUCAGUGUAGUGUAGUGAGCAGUGGCUGAUGCUUGGAGACUCUGCAGAAAGUGGGCAAAUAAGCUCUUUAUUUCUGUUUUUGUAAGCUGGGUGAGCUCUUUGGGGAUAAGCAAGGGGCUGUGUAUUAGUUUCUCAAGUUUGCCUGGAACUGCUUUUGGAAAUCUGUCUCCUUUCAACUUACUCAGGAUGCCUUAAUCAUCUGUAUGUGGCCCAGUCACCUGCUGUCAUCCAGCCCUCCUCCUCUAGGCUCUGGGCUCCCCUUAAAUGAGGCUUAGAAUGCAAGCUCCUGUGCAAAGCCUCUCUCUCCAUCUCUCUCUCCCGCCAGCCCCUCCUCUGGCACUUCACCAUCUUGCCUGCUGGUCUCUUGAUAAGUCUGCAUCUUUUUCCCCUUGAGUAGAGACCCUUCUUCAUGGGCCCUUGCCUAAUGACACAGAGGCCUUUGGCUUGUGGAAUUCCAUGACAAGACCUCAAAAAUCAGUGUUUUGGAGAACUAUCCAGUGCCAUCAGAGAAAUUCUGGUAAGAGAGACCUCGCGUGUUUGGGAGGUUGGGGGCUCUGGCCUGACAGCCUCAGGUGUCUAGGACUAGUGAAAGGACAGUCAGAGGGGGUGUCUUCCAGGGAACAAGCCAUGUCGGAUGCAUUUGGACUAGUGUCUUUUCCUGUGUGCCUCCUGGCAAGUGAGUGAGAAUAGAAAAAGGCCUAAAUCCAAGGUCCUAACCCCUAAGGGAUGUGCAGGGUGUCUGGAGAGCCCUAGGCAUACUUUACCUGAAGGAGACCUCAGCUGUUCUCCCGUGCUGAUACCUGCCAUGUCCAUUUACCCUUUUGAUUUGUCAUCACUCCGCCCCCGGACUACCCUAGGUGUAACUCCAAAGCUGCAAGUCCGCAGUUUUGCAGCGGAUCAUCUGCAGCACUAGACACUUUCUUAGAGGCGACACUAGCCUACAGGGGAGACAGCAUCCUCCCCAGGGAAAGGAUUCUCAGACCAACCUCCCACUGGCCAGCUUCCACCUCUCCCUUCAUCGCUUGCCAUCCCUCCCACACAGCCUUGUCCCUUAACACAGGAUGCUCGGCUACUGUUGCCUUUGUGUAAACUAGCAUUUCAGUGAGUCUGAGGAGAGAUAGGAAGGCUGGAGAAGCGCUACCUACUGGGAAGUACACUAGCCCCCCAUUUAAGCCAUGGGGUCACUUGUGAUAGAAAAAUCUUACACAGCUCAACUGUGCCUUUCGUCUUCUCCAUGCGCUCAAACAGGAAAACAAGUGUCCAUGGUCUCAUGAUUCCGCGGGUAGGGGGAGGGAGGUGAUGUGGAGGGAGUCACGUGAAGCAGGUGGGACUCGGGCCAUAUCUGGCAGGAGAUCCACCUUGGGCUCCAAUCCCUUAAGGAGCAGUGGGUCCCAGGUCUGUGCUACAAACUGCUAGGAAUCGCCCCACUGGAAUUCUGGGGCAGCUGAGGGUCCAGAGACGUGGAGCUUGCUGAAAGCCAGGAGGCGUGUAUGUGCUGGGUAUUGGUCAGUCUGUGUCCUUUUGCCUCCACUGUCCUCUUGACCAUUCUGUUGUCUGACCAUUCCUGCAGGGUGGGGUGAAAAAGCCAAGAUCUGGAGUUCAGCCUGAGGUUUCUAGUAAGUGGACCUCUCAGUUUCUCCCCCUUGCACUCCCAGACUCCCCUUGAAUACUUACCCUCGCGCCUGGUGCCACUUUAUCAUCCAGGAAUGGGUCGGGCACUUUAUUUGACAAUCUCUGGUGACUUCACACCUGAUUAAAAAAAAAAUUAUGCCAUUAUCAAAAGGAGAAUCUGAGCUUUUUAAUGAUCUCGUUCCACAUAGCCUUAUAAAUCCUGUAAAUAAGGGGCUCACAAAAGUAAUAUAUUGUGUUAUGGAAGAUAUUUUGUACCUUGCUCUUUCCUAAAUCAUAUAAUAUUCUAGAAGUUACGCACUUCCCAAAUGAUUACGAUCCUCAACUAGCUUUGUAAGAUGGGGGGAGUGGAAUAUAUAUAAAUAUACUAUAUAUUUUCCUAACCUUUCUUCUGGAUCCCUUCCUCAAAUGUCUGAAUCAUGAUAGAGAAGGAACUGUGUAGGAAAGCUAAGCCUCCUGCCUGCUGGUGUUCUUGCAGUUGCCUUAUAAAUUCGCAAGCUCUAGGAGUCCUGAACAGAAGGCGGACUAGAGGCACUUUAGCCAAUCCCAGAAAGAAUCUCUAAUCCUCACUGAGAAUUCAUCUAGAAAAACCUAUAUUUUUAAUGUUAAAAUAAGUGGGGUUUCCUGGACCUCUCAGAGUAUUUGGAUGUCUACAAGUGCUUUUAUAUUUUGUAACUGUAAAGAGGUUUCAUACACACAGAACAGCAGUGGGCGCCUGGUCCACUGCCAUCAAACAAGAUGACCUUUGCAUGUACAAAGAUGUUGCAUUCAGACUAUGAAAAUAGUAAAUAAAGCUUUGAUGCAAGUUGCAUUG
Messenger RNA from Talpa occidentalis (Iberian mole), 10791 nucleotides. RefSeq names its product KIAA1671 ortholog. Lineage: Eukaryota; Metazoa; Chordata; Mammalia; Eulipotyphla; Talpidae. The record is from RefSeq and is a predicted model, not a curated record. The transcript has 13 exons. The coding region runs from base 337 to 5775 and encodes 1812 amino acids.